CACGUACAAAUCAAGUCGAGACGGGACCGUGGAGAGAGGUAUUUAAUACGCGCCGAAAGACGUUUCAACUCAUUCGCACAAGCUCAGCGCAGUGGUUAAUUUAGUGAGGUGUCAGGUUCAUUUAGUCUUUUCCGAGAGAUCAACAGACUAUUUUCUUUUUGUAAAAUCGAGGCUGCACCCACCUUGAAGUAUAGACCCACGGAACGGUACUUGGAUUUUAUCAAUUUCCCGGAUAAUUAUUUUAAAAACAAUGUGGAAAAUUGGGGCAAAAGAAGCACUUUUGGCGCUUUCUAUAGACAUUUUAUUCUUCACAUGCUUGGUGUCAGCAGGAGAGUUUCCACGAGCACAAAAUGUCACCUGGAUAUCAACUAACUUCAAAACCCUGCUGACAUGGGGACCCAAACCAUCUGAAAACUAUUCCUACACCGUGCAAUAUUCUGUGGUGGGCGAGAACCGUGAGAAUAACCCCCACUGUAUCCAGAGCAGAGAGACCAUGUGUGACCUGUCGGCCUCCCUGAGCCGGCUGAAGGAGAGCUACAUCGCCGUGGUCCAGUCAGAGCCACCGCGGGGAGUCGCCUCCGACCUGGUCGAGCCCCCCUACACCCGAUCCCAGGCCUUCUGCCCCUACCAAGACACUGACAUCGACAGACCGGACUUUACGAUUGUGGUGGGGAAGGACAAGCGGUCAGUCACGCUGAACGUUAUGGACCCGCUGACCGCGCUGUUCGACGGGAACCAGCAGCAGUCCAUCAGGGACGUGUUCGGUGAUGAGCUCCAGUACAGGGUCACCUACAGGAGACACUCCAGCACCGGCAAGAAAGAAUACACCUCGGCGGGCAGUGUGGUCGAGCUGAAGAAGCUGGACCGGGGGGAGAGCUACUGCUUCGAGGUGCAGGCCUACAUCCCCAGUCGCAAGCCUGGGAAGCGGCUGGGGGCGCAGAGCCAAACCCAGUGCUCCGAAGGGGAGAAGUCCUUCACUGAUGUGUACUCGGUGCCAGUGAUCGCGGGGGGCAUCCUCCUCAUCCUGGUCAUUGUGUCCGUGGCCAUCGUGGUGGCGGUGGUCUGCCUCAAGUGCCGGAGAAAAGCCCAGGAGACCGCAAAAGAGCGCGAGCUUCUGUGAUCAGCUUAACGCCGUGUGUGUGUGUACGUGUGUGUACGUGUGUGUGUGUGUCUGUGUGUGUGUGUGCGGGGGGGCAGGGCUGAUGGGCAUGGUACAGCUGCUGGGUGGGAUCCAACAGUCCUCUUCAAAAGGCGGGGAGAAACACAGAGGGGCCACAGCAAGGUCAACAUUCCACUGUGGGACGCUGGAAUUGUACUCUCAACCCUGGUUUCUGUGAAACCACCUUUUCUCAUCCUCUAGCUCUAGCUCUACAGUUCUACGCCGACCAGAGUGAGAAAACGUGAGCAAAACUCACUCUAAGCUUCUGUGAAUAGUAUAUAUUUUUAUACAAAUCCUUAGGUAGACUAAUGGGAGGUCCCUGGUAAGCUCAUUGUAUAUCCUUGGUGAAUAGUACUGCUGAUUUUUAACUCUCUCUGGUUACGGUACCAUUGGCUUUUAUUUAUUUAUCGUUCUUACGGCUAACUUUAAAUUAACUAUGGGAGAUAAGGGUUUGAUCUUGAAAGACUACACAAUAAUGGAAAAUCAAAAACUAGUAUGUUAUAUUUUUGUAUUUAUUAUUUAUUAUUUAAAAAAAGCAAUGAAAUUGCUCUUUAUGUAUGAUGGUGGUUUUUUAUGUUGUUCAAAAAUGUUCACGCAAGUUUGUUCGAUUUGUAUUGCUAAAAAAACUAAAACAAUUAAAUUAAGUCAUAGAAAGAAUUCCCAAAAUAGAAAAAAUAUGUUUUUAUUUGAAAAGGUUUACAUUGAUUUGAACACUGAUUGGCUGUUAUGAAAUUAAUUAGUAUCAUUUGUACUUGUAAACAACUAAUACUGAUUCAACAAUACAUCACAAUAAAACAAAAAAAUAAUGUUUUUCCUUGUGUUACCUAGUGUUUAUGAUUUGCAAAUGACCCCCCGAAAGCGAUAGCUUUCAUUCAUUUAUCCUUCAACGCAUACAAAAUGACAGUAGUGGUAGUUGUAAUGGUGGUAGUAGUAGUGUCAGUAGUAGUGGGUUAUUCCCUGCUAGACACAGGAUUGAUACCGCUGAUCGAGUCUUAGUCCCCCGUGUCAAAUCGCUGCAAUUCAGAGGGUUGAAUAUCCUUCCUUCAAACUUGGAAAAAAAACUAAAAACAAUAUCCUCUCUUCCGUCAGCCACUACCAAAAGCUAGAAUCUAAUUAUGUGAGAAACACUAAUGUGUAGAGUAACGUUAUGAAGUUACAACUGCGGACAACAGGACUGGGCUACCCAAAAAAACACAUUAUCUACGGCAGUUUGGCUUGUCCACUAAUAUAACUGACAUUACAAGUUUGCCUGAUGAAAUUUGGGGCAAUUUUCAUCAGAAUAAAAAAGAAAAAAAUGUCUAUUAACCCCGAAUCCCAAAUCCAUUAACUCUAUACAUGUUCCUCUGCCAAUGUUAAGGAAUUUAUAUCUAAUGAGGAGCUUAAGUUAUCAAACUGUGAAUAUGGUUAAUAAAUUGCUGAUUCUAAGCAUCAAAUUCGACAUUUGUACAACAAACCCAACCCCUCAAGUGUUGCGAGGUCCCAGUUCUGCGCGGUACACACAUUUCCCAUCCGUCUGUAGAAAGCUGAUGGACAUUGCUUUCUCUGUGACCUCAAAGUAAGACAUUCCUCCAGAUGUGUGAUUGACAGGGCUGGAGUAGAGUUGCCAGGACAACGGUACGCUGUCCCUGUGAUCAGAGGAUUCGUCGCUGACGACCCCGCUGCCACUGAUGACGUAGGAGCUCCCAUCAUCCUCUCUGAUGAACUGAUGGGAAGAUGAUUGUAAAGGUGCAAUCAUAACAAACUAAAAACAUCUUCAGUUGAUGUCCUUACUACUAUUUCACUGGAAUAUUCUGUAAGCCUGAAGAGUUAUGAUUAUAUAAAAUAUGGCCAACGGGAAAAUGUCACUAAGGCUGAGGAGAAACAACACUCCACAGUCAUGCUAAACUGAUAGUUAAGUCCUAUCACACUACCUGGUUAUACUAAACUAAAGUCAUACAAACCUACAAUCAUACAAAAAUUCCACACUCAUACCCAACUCCGGUCAUAUUAAUCUACAAGGUCAUACAAAACUACAGUCAUCGAAACCCCACUGUCUACACCAAUAUGAUACUAAAGCAUUUAACUACAGUAGUUACUAGUCAUACCAAACUACAUUCAUAUAAAACUACAGUCAUGCUAAACCCUACUGUCUCAGUUGCACACAGACAUCUAAACUCCACAGUCAUACUAAACUCCAGUAAUACUAAACUCCACAGUCAAGCUAAACUCCACAGUCAUGCUAAACUCCAGUCAUGCUAAACUCCACAGUCAUGCUAAACUCCAGUAAUACUAAACUCUACAGUCAUGCUAAACUCCACAGUCAUGCUAAACUCCAAAGCCAUACUAAACUCCACAGUCAUACUAAACUCCACAGGUAAACUAAAUUACAGUCCUACUAAACUCCCCAGUCCCACUGAAGUGCUCCUCACCUGCAGAUCAUGGUCGUGGCCACACAGGUACACAGUGACCUGGUACUUCUUCAGUAACGGACGCAGCCUCUCCAGCAGGCAGGGGGUGGGCCCGUGAUGGCCGAUGGACCACACGGGGUAGUGACCAGCCACAACAAGGUAGUCCGACCUGCGGAACGUAGCCACCAUAGUCCUGGUUGUUAGUAAUGGCCAUACGAGCUAAAUCCAAAGUGACAAAGACAGAAUAUUUCACUGAGGUUCAUUUCAUGUGUCCACCGAUAGUAGAAACAAAAAGAGAGAAAGUGAAAAGAGCCGAUGUUGACCUAGAUGACACACACGACACCUGAUGUGAAUCUGAGAAACUAGGCUGUUGUUUACGGGGUCAGAACAGUCUCAUUGAUAAUAAAUGCACAGAGAAGGAUUCACAAAUGUACUGUAUAUUGUGAUUUAUAUAUAAAUUACUCUCUUCUCACAAAAUCAUUUCAAUGCAAACACAAAUGGAUAUCGGUAUGUAUAAAUGUGAAAUAAAACCAUAAGUUUCACAAACACAUUUCUGAUCCACAGACAAAUGUGUCUUGUUUUAAAUAUAUGUAACAUAAAUCCAUAAAUAUAUUAAUGAAAAAAAUAUUUGCAAUUUUCAUCAAAAAUGUAUUUGGAUGUUGUUACAUUUAUAUACAAACUGUUCAACUUGAAUUAACAAGACACAUUUCAUUUGUGAACUUGUUUGCAUUUGUGUGUGAAUGAACUGGUCUGCAUUUAUUUGCACAUUUUUGAGACUCUCCUGACGUGACUGGAUCUUUUAUGUCCAUGGACUGAAUUCACAAAUGGAUUUUUUUCAAUAAGCAACUCUCUAUAGCCAAUCAGAUGCCUCCCUCGUUUUCAGCCAAUCACAUGACUGCAGUCCUGAGUCGACCUCUGAAGAAUAAAUCCAGCCUCCGAGGCUCCCGGUUCCCUCGGUCAAAUGUCUAUGGGAAAUAACGGGGUUUUUGAAUGAUCACAUCGUACAUAACAAUCUCUAGGUGGCGAAGAAGUAAAAGCUGUGUCACGUUUUGAACUACGCACUUUUUCCAUUCCUAAUAACACUCAAGGAGCAAAACAUCAACCUAGAUCUACAAAACUUUAAGCACACUUAAGCCACAGUGUUUUGCAAAACAACACAACAUAUUUAUUUAAAGCCUGUGUGCGACUUACUAAAGCUUGUGUGCAAGUUACCAAUCACAUGCAAUUUUUAUGAAAAAAAAGUCUUCCCAUGUCACCUCCUGAGCUCUGUACAAAUUAGUAUGAGGGAUGCCAGAAAAACGAAAUCAGUCUGAAUCUCAACGAAUCUACAAACCGUUUACUCGGUUUGUGGCUGGUUUGUUUGGUGUGAAGAAAGUCUACGACAGUUGACACAUUGUACACAUAUGAUUGGGUCGGUUUAAUCUGUAUAGCAUACAGUCCAUGUGUGCUACACCCUCACUAGAGCUAGAGCAGAUCUUUACCUGCUCUUUACUGUUGCAUAGCUCGCAGGAUACACUGAUAAAAAGGGAUUCUUUCUUUUUAAAUUGAUUUGGCAAUUAUUUAGGGAAAAACACUUUAUAAUUUGCCUAUUGUGUAUGAAUUAGAACCAAAUAAUGGCUCUAUAGAGAAAAUAGCUGAGCCGGUACACACUGUUACACACCAGCAACACACAAGCUACACACCAGGUACACACCGCUACACACAGGACUCAUUGCGAUGAUACAGGCUUUGCUUCCAGCUUCAAGUCGCCGUUAUUCAGAGCGUGAAUGUCCAAUGUCUUUCUGAAAGCAUUGUCACCCCUCUGUCAGCUACCACCAUAAUUAGUCAAUCAAAUGAAAUUCAGUGGGCAAAACUGUAAUGUGUACGUUACCCUUAUAACGUUUCAACUUUCAUGCUGAUUUGAUUUUUGAUUCAUUUCAUCAUUAUUUGAAAAUGAUUGCUCUGACCACAGAUAACAGCACUGGGCUUCCUCAAAUAACAUUAUCCUCAGUUAUUAUUAUGCUACUACGAAUUAAAUGACACGCUACUUGAUAAUGUCAUCAAAUCACGUAUUUUGUUAUUUUUGUGAUGAGAGCACUUUGGACAGAAAUGACCUAACCUUUAAAUAAUCAUUAACAAGCGCAAGAUGACAUCGAGAUACAGAAUAUCUAGUAUAAAAUUAUACUAUAAUUGAGUGUACAACAAAAGCACACAAACGAUUAGUGGUUUGAUUGAUUGACUGACUAAAGUCUUCUCACCAAAUCUAUAAUUUACAAAGAUAGAAAGCUGAACAACUGCAACUAGAAUUGCAAUCCCUGAAGGUAUUGCGGUGUGAAUGCUAACGCUGAAAUGCUCCGCUCUACUGCUGAAGCUGCACGUUGAAAAAUAAAUACCCUGAAUCUAGGACAUCUGCUGAAAAUGUUGAAGGUAGAAUGAAGUCUGUAGAAUGAACUAUGAAUGAGUUGAA
Gadus chalcogrammus (walleye pollock) is the source of this 5992-nucleotide messenger RNA. It is a transcript of the gene f3a, whose product is annotated as coagulation factor IIIa. The transcript is spliced from 6 exons. Gene Ontology annotation, biological process: blood coagulation. Gene Ontology annotation, cellular component: membrane. NCBI's taxonomy places the organism in Eukaryota, Metazoa, Chordata, Actinopteri, Gadiformes, Gadidae. Gene Ontology annotation, molecular function: protein binding. Bases 251 to 1120 code for a protein of 289 amino acids. The record is from RefSeq and is a predicted model, not a curated record.